This is a messenger RNA of Loxodonta africana (African savanna elephant), 1540 nucleotides long. RefSeq names its product msh homeobox 1 (gene MSX1). Gene Ontology annotation, biological process: regulation of transcription by RNA polymerase II; embryonic morphogenesis. The record is from RefSeq and is a predicted model, not a curated record. The coding region runs from base 58 to 951 and encodes 297 amino acids. Gene Ontology annotation, molecular function: RNA polymerase II transcription regulatory region sequence-specific DNA binding; DNA-binding transcription factor activity, RNA polymerase II-specific. The transcript is spliced from 2 exons. NCBI's taxonomy places the organism in Eukaryota, Metazoa, Chordata, Mammalia, Proboscidea, Elephantidae. Gene Ontology annotation, cellular component: nucleus.
GAAGCCCAUGCCCGGCGGCUGGCCCGUGCUGCUGCUGCAGGGGAGGUCCGGCUCUGCAUGGCCCCGGCUGCUGACAUGACUUCUUUGCCACUCGGUGUCAAAGUGGAGGACUCCGCCUUCGGCCCUCCGGCGGGGGCAGGCGGGGGCUCGGCUCCCAGCGCCGCCAUGGGCGCUGACGAGGAGGCGGCCAAGCCCAAAGUGGCCCCUUCGCUGCUGCCCUUCAGCGUGGAGGCGCUCAUGGCCGACCACAGGAAGCCCGGGGCGAAGGAGAGCUCCCUGGCUGCCCCCGAGGGCGCCCCGGCGGCGGGCGGCUCAGCGCAGCCCCUGGGCACCCGCCCGGGGUCCCUGGGGGCCCCCGACGCGCCCGCCUCGCCGCGGCCGCUCGGCCCCUUCUCGGUGGGAGGACUCCUCAAGCUGCCCGAAGAGGCGCUCGUCAAAGCCGAGAGCCCAGAGAAGCCCGAGAGGACCCCGUGGAUGCAGAGCCCCCGCUUCUCCCCGCCCCCGGCCAGGCGGCUGAGCCCCCCGGCCUGCACCCUGCGCAAGCACAAGACCAACCGCAAGCCACGGACGCCCUUCACCACCGCGCAGCUGCUGGCGCUGGAGCGCAAGUUCCGCCAGAAGCAGUACCUGUCCAUCGCUGAGCGCGCCGAGUUCUCCAGCUCGCUCAGCCUCACGGAGACGCAGGUGAAGAUCUGGUUCCAGAAUCGCCGCGCCAAGGCCAAGAGACUGCAGGAGGCCGAGCUAGAAAAGCUGAAGAUGGCCGCCAAGCCCAUGCUGCCCCCGGCUGCCUUCGGCCUCUCCUUCCCGCUCGCCGGCCCCGCGGCCGUGGCGGCCGCGGCCGGCGCCUCGCUCUACGGUGCCUCUGGCCCCUUCCAGCGCGCCGCGCUGCCCGUGGCUCCCGUGGGACUCUACACGGCCCAUGUAGGCUACAGCAUGUACCACCUGACAUAGAGGGCCUCAGGGGCGCCCACCUGCCGUGCCAGGCGGUUCCUCCCACCGCGGCCUUCGGCGAGCCAGCGGUAGGGGCCACCCCCCAGCGAGCUCCCCUGUUCUGCACCUCCUCGCCUUUCCCUCUAACCCCACACCGUUCCGAUUUCUCCCCGUGCUUCUAUCUCCGAGGUCAGAUCCUCUCCCCCUCAAAUGACUGGAAGGGCCCUUAGCGCUCUUCUAGAAUCUAGAUCUCCACCCUCGUGUUACAGACGGGGAAACUGAGGCCAGCGAGGUCAAGAGAUUGAUUCAAGGUUCCCAGCAGAAUUAGUGGUUGAACCAGGACUAGAGGCUGUGUCUCCUGUAUCUCUGUCCCCUAACCUGGCACCAGGCAGGACCAGCGCGGAGAAAUUCCUGUGUGAGGCGGCUGGCCAUGAGGACAGAUGGAGAGAGAGUAUGCCGGGGAGGUGACUGUCACUUCCUUCCGAUGGAAAACUUCAGAGAACUUCGACAGCAAAACAAUUGCUUUGGGGGGGGGGAGGGACACACAGAUGCAUCACAAAGGUAGGUUGAAGGGGGCCUCUGCUACCAGUACCAGAAAAAAAAAAGUAAA